Messenger RNA from Oikopleura dioica, 426 nucleotides. The record is from the annotation of a GenBank genome assembly. Lineage: Eukaryota; Metazoa; Chordata; Appendicularia; Copelata; Oikopleuridae.
AUGGGGAACGCGGCGAGCUUUUUUAGUUACGAAGACCCGACUUAUCAAAACUAUCAAGAAAACAAAAAUGGAGUCAGCUACAACUACUGGAUCAGCGAGCCCUCAGACGUCCCACCCGCGCGAAUCACCACGAUCAAAGGAAAACCUUCCCGCCGCUAUCUCCGCCACUUCCAGUUGGUCGAUCAGCGCCGCGAAGAGCAGCUCAGACGAAAGUCGCAAAAAGCCAGACAUCACAAUACAAGACACGUGGGCGAUGUCCUCUCGCAAAAAGAAUUUCUGCGACUUGGCGAAAUCGACUUGACGGCUUUUCUCGAACGCGCCCCGGCGAAAUACAAUCUUCGCUCCAAAAAACGAAAUCGAAGACGAACUGCUUUUACCAAAGCCAGACCUCUGCAACACGAUUAUUUUGAUGAAUAUGCUUAUUGA